AUGUUCGAGGACAUUAGUAACAGCGGUGACGGAGGUCUCUACUCACAGCAACUCCGCAACAACGCCUUCCAGGGCAAGGUGACCAUGCUCGAUCCCUGGACUGUCCACUAUGGCUCGGCUAGCAUUUCUCAUGACGCCGACACCCCAUUGACCAGCGCCAUCACUUCGUUCCUGAAGAUCACUGUCCCUCCCGGAUCUGGUGGCUUCACUGGCGUCGCGAACCCUGGGUACCGCGGUAUCAUCGUCGAUGGUGGCUACUACAACAGCACCUUCUGGCUUCGUGGCUACUUCCAAGGCGAUGUCAAGAUCCGACUCCUGGGCAAUGAGACUGAUGUUGAAUACGGCUGGGCCAUCAUCCCUGUGGACUCUAAGGCCGAUUCCUGGACUCGAUACGAGGCCGGUUUCUGGACCACAGCGGCCCCCGAUGGUGACAACCUUUGGGUUUUCGAGAUCUUAGCCGAGACUCUGACCAGCGGAUCCAUCAACCUCGGUUACCCCACUUUGUUCCCUCCCACGUUCAAGGGAAGACAGAAUGGCUUGACUGUGGAUCUGUCGGAAGCCCUUGUCGAUCUCAGCCCCCAGUUUCUCAGGUUUCCUGGUGGCAACAAUCUAGAGGGAGGCGGCCCGGACGACCGAUGGAAGUGGAACGAGACACUCGGUGCUCUGGAAUCCCGGCCAGGUCGUUGGGGUACUUGGGGAUAUGUCAACACUGACGGUCUUGGCCUCAUGGAGUACUUCCACUGGUGCGAAGACAUGUCUAUGGAGCCUAUCUUGGAUUUCGUCAUCGGUGACAUCAACACUUCUGGGGGUGCACUUCGCGCUUCUCUUGGGCAUCCGGAGCCAUACCAACUCAAAUUCGUCGAGAUUGGAAACGAAGACAACCUCGCCGGUGGCUGUGAAUCUUACAAGCAACGAUUCGUGCAAUUCUUCGACGCCAUCAAGGAGGCAUACCCGCAACUCACCAUCCUCACAUCCACGUCCGACCGCAAUUGCCUGCCAGACCCGAUCCCCGAGGGCGCAUGGCUCGACUUCCAUGACUACAACGUCCCGGAGAACUACAUCAAUGCAUUCGACUUUUACGACGACUGGGACCGCGCUCAUCCCGUUUUCAUCGGCGAGUACGCCAGGUGGGGCGUCAAGUGGUCUGAUAUGAGAGGUGCCUGUUCUGAGGCGGUCUACAUGAUGGGAUGGGAGCGCAACGCGGACGUGAUCAAGUUAGCUGCCUAUGCGCCCACACUGCAGAACUACGACCCCGUUAACGGCCAAUGGACUCCCAACCUCAUUCCAUUUACCAACAAGCCUGAUGGCAUCGUCUACACGCCAUCGUACCAUGUUAAGAAGAUGUUCGCCACUAAUCAUGGCGAAGUUGUUGUCCCUGUCAAAGCUGAUGUGGAGGUCAAUCCAGAUGGCCAAGCCAUUGUCAAGCUUGCUAAAUACGCUUCAAACUCGACUGAGGUUCGCAUUCAGGUCCCUGGUAAGGCGAGCUUGAAGGCUUCUUUCACUUCCAUCACUGCCGGCCCAGACGACGCCAACUCCGUCGAAAACCCUAAUGUCAUUGCUCCACCCGCUGUACUCAAUAUCUCUGGAGACGACGAAGGAGUUUUCACUGUUGAACUGGGUCAGUUUGGCGUUGGAGUUCUGGUGGUAUAG
Colletotrichum chrysophilum is the source of this 1650-nucleotide messenger RNA. RefSeq lists its product as uncharacterized. The coding region runs from base 1 to 1650 and encodes 549 amino acids. Gene Ontology annotation, molecular function: alpha-L-arabinofuranosidase activity. Gene Ontology annotation, biological process: L-arabinose metabolic process. NCBI's taxonomy places the organism in Eukaryota, Fungi, Ascomycota, Sordariomycetes, Glomerellales, Glomerellaceae. The record is from RefSeq and is a predicted model, not a curated record. The transcript has 7 exons.